Molecule: messenger RNA, 1524 nt
Organism: Mytilus californianus (California mussel)
Lineage: Eukaryota; Metazoa; Mollusca; Bivalvia; Mytilida; Mytilidae
Product: beta-1,3-galactosyltransferase 1-like
Exons: 2
Coding region: 189-1322 (377 amino acids)
Cellular component (GO): membrane
Molecular function (GO): hexosyltransferase activity
Source: RefSeq, a predicted model, not a curated record
UUAUGUAUAGACAGAUCAAAAUGAUGCAUAACAAAAGAUCGUUAUCCUAAUAAAUCAUUUGCAUAGUACGUUAGAAAAAGAGAUGUUUAGCCAUGUCAACAAACUCAUCGAAUGCACAAGAAGGAGUGCUAAACGCAGAAUAGUUAAAUUAGAAGAAUAUACCAAAGUUACUAUUCUAAAUACAAGAUAUGAACGACAGAAGAUAUCUGACUUUUAUUUUCUUUAUUGUCAUUUUGAACAUAUUGAUUCUUAGUAUGGUGGAAGACUUCAGUAAAUUCAAAUUAGAAAUUCCGAUAUUCAACAGUAUACAACAAUUUCAAAUGAAGGAUAUUUACAAUUGUGAUGAAGAUCAAAACAACAAUACUUCCAUACAAAGAAGAGAACUCAGAUCUAGAGGUUCUAAUUAUCCUAUUGUUAUAUCAAUGCCAUAUAAAAUAAAUAACAAAAACUUAUGUCAUGGAGUUCCUAAAGUGUCAACCAUCGUAAUGGUCCAUACAGCACCUAAACACUUUACAAGAAGAAUGGUUCUAAGGAGCAAAAUGCUUAAUGCAACAUACUAUAGUCCAGAGAGUAUUCGUGUCGUAUUUCUCUUAGGAUUGGUAAAAAGUGAAAUAAUACAAAAAAGAAUAGAAGCUGAAAGUGAAACGUACGGUGAUAUAGUGCAAGGCUAUUUUCUAGAUACGUAUCGGAAUUUAACAAACAAAGGCGUCAUGGGGUAUAAAUGGAUAACAGAGCAUUGUAUGAAUGCAGAGUUUGUUACAAAAAUUGACGAUGAUGUCUAUAUAAAUUUUUUCAAAGUUUUCGAAGAAAUGUUUGACCUUAAAAAGAAGAAAAAGUUUAUUCUUUGCAAUAAGAUAGGAAAACAUAGAAUGAAUAUUGUACGAAAUAAAAGAAGCAAAUGGUAUGUAGGAGAUGACGAAUUUAAAGGAUUGAAACGAUAUCCUCACACAUAUUGUAGUGGACUUGUAGUGUUCAUAUCUAUAGACUUGGUGCCUAUGUUAUACCAAGCUGCCAUCGGUUCACCAUUUGUUUGGGUGGACGAUUUUUAUUUAUUCGGAAUUUUACCAUCGAAAAUUGAUGGUGUUGUACACGUUGAUUUAAGGACGAGGUUGAAUUUUCACUUAAUGAAGGCAGUAAGAUGUUAUACAAAAUAUGGAACAAAGUGUCCACACGCAGUUGUGUAUGCAGCAUAUCACGGAAACAAGGGCUUUGAUAAACUGUGGACAGCAAUCGUCAAAGACAGACAACAGAGUAUUUAUGGAAAUUAUUAUAUGAAUUUACCAGCUUUGUCAAAUCCAAAAAUAAAACCUUUGUCAUUGUAAUCAUAAUGUCCCUUGGUUUCAUGAUUUUUGUUCAACUACUGGUUGUAGUUAUCCUUCAAUUUUUUUUUAAUUUAUUAUUCCGCACAAUAACUGACUGAACAGAAUAUAAACGCAAAUACUGCAAUGAUGUUUCCAAUUCAAGUGUCAUGAACUGAUUGAUCUAAGUAUUUUUGGUGUUUGAAUUUGUCAUAUAUCGGACUUC